ACGCUUGUGAACAAUUUAAACUGAAUUUAAUAUAUAUUAGAUAUAUAAAUAAAAAGAAAAAGUUAUACAAUUGCUUUUAGGGAUGUGUUUUAUGGCUCUUUGGAAAGAUCUGAAUCUUUAGGAUCCGUUCAUUUCAAGGAGAAAAAAAAAACUGCAUACAUGCAUAUGAAUUAAUUAUAUAAAUGUAUGCGCUUAUUGGUGUUCAACUGUCUGGACACUACUCUUGAUAGUAAUGGAGGAUAUUUUUGAAUCUUAAAUCUGGCUGCCAUUGACGGCACUAGAUGUCCAAACCAUUUUCAGUAAUAGAGUUGGCAACAAGUGACUGAGUUCAUUUGCUGCCACAUCCCCAGUUCAAAUUGACUAAACGUCCACAACUAACGAACUCAUAAAAAAGAGGCACGUGAAUAUAUGUGUAUUGUCUAUCAUUGUCCAUAUCACUAUAAGAGUUUAAUAAGUGCAUAUAAACUGGGUCGCAGCCAGUCAUACCGGUACAAAAUGGAUUGGACGUCCACCGCUGCCAAUAGCAGCGAAUGAGUGAAUAGUUGCUGUGUAAAUGGCACUUGAACAUAAUAUAUUAGAAAAGAAAACAUGGGAGCAUUACAUGAAAUAAUUUAAGUUGACACAAAUUCAUUUCCUCAUUCACUCACCAAAAAUUAGCUUGAAGCAAGGAAGCCGUUUGAAUGGCUGGAGGGCGGCGGCUUAAUUUGAAAGUUUUCCCUCCAACGGCUUUAUUCGCUCAUUUGAAAUUCCUGUCAUCCAAUUGUUGGAAGGGAAACUCGCGCGUGACUUUCCACUCGACCAAUCAGCGUUGCCGAGACGCCGACUGUAUUUUAUAAAAGCUGCCGCGCUCAAGCUUGCCGCAUAUUCGGGUCGAACUCUCGUCUCGGUGAAAAUGGCAAGAACAAAACAGACAGCUCGUAAGUCCACCGGUGGAAAGGCUCCCAGGAAGCAGCUGGCUACCAAGGCUGCCCGCAAGAGCGCACCGGCCACCGGAGGUGUCAAGAAACCUCACCGCUACAGGCCGGGGACCGUGGCUCUCCGUGAAAUCCGUCGCUAUCAGAAAUCCACCGAAUUGCUCAUCCGCAAGCUGCCUUUCCAGCGUUUAGUCAGGGAAAUAGCUCAAGAUUUCAAGACCGACCUCCGCUUCCAGAGCUCCGCCGUCAUGGCUCUUCAGGAGUCCAGCGAGGCUUACUUGGUUGGCCUGUUUGAAGACACCAAUUUGUGCGCUAUUCACGCCAAGAGGGUCACCAUCAUGCCUAAGGACAUCCAGCUAGCCCGCCGUAUUCGCGGAGAGCGGGCUUAAGUUACUCCAACUACACUAAAACAACGGCUCUUUUAAGAGCCACGCACUUCCUUUCUAAGAGAUAUUCCUUUAUUGAGAAUUGUAAUGUAUAUUUUCAUAUGCCUUAAUGAUUUUGAAUGAACGCUUUAUUUUGGACCUGAGAAAAUAAAUAAAAUAUAUUAAAAAUCAGACAAAACCAAUGAUAUACUCGAGACAACAUCAACAAUAGUUAAGACAAUAAUAACAUAUUAUAUUUUAAAUAUGUUCCUUUUUCCUUCGUGUUCUUAUAUACUACAAUUUUUGUUGGUAUGCUUGCUAUGAACACACUGUGUGAUUCCUGAAUA
Corythoichthys intestinalis (scribbled pipefish) is the source of this 1626-nucleotide messenger RNA. RefSeq names its product histone H3-like. Gene Ontology annotation, molecular function: protein heterodimerization activity; structural constituent of chromatin; DNA binding. Bases 893 to 1303 code for a protein of 136 amino acids. The transcript has a single exon. NCBI's taxonomy places the organism in Eukaryota, Metazoa, Chordata, Actinopteri, Syngnathiformes, Syngnathidae. The record is from RefSeq and is a predicted model, not a curated record. Gene Ontology annotation, cellular component: nucleosome.